Molecule: messenger RNA, 5251 nt
Organism: Bacillus rossius redtenbacheri
Lineage: Eukaryota; Metazoa; Arthropoda; Insecta; Phasmatodea; Bacillidae
Exons: 2
Coding region: 1183-2661 (492 amino acids)
Molecular function (GO): zinc ion binding; nucleic acid binding
Source: RefSeq, a predicted model, not a curated record
AAGACUUUAAACAUCAUAAAUUAAUUUUUCCUUUUGUUUAUAUUAAUAUUGUGGUUAAGAUUAAUUAUUGAGCUAUUGCACUUAAGUGCAGGAAAGUGUAACAUUUUAAGUUUCUCAUCUCUACGUAUUGUCAUAUCUGUGGUCAUCUUCCUAUUGAAAAGGAAAAGGUAGUACUUUCCUUUCUGUUUUUGUCAGCCAUGAUGUAGACUUCAACAUUUUUGUGCUCGUCACGUAUCCAUCGACAUCCAUGUCGAAAGUUGUGUAUUUACUACUGCAUAAGCGGUCCGGGUGUUGGCGACCUCUCGCUGCCCCAUGCCUGAGGCGUGAUCCAUAAGCUUUGCCCAUAACAUCUGGGCACCCCAGGGCUUGUCCCGUGGUUCUACGGCGAUGGGAGCCGCCAACAAAAAUCCCAGGAAAGUUUUCGACGACUAAAUCCUAAGCAUGCAGCAUGGGUAGUUAACCUGUUUCGGCCACGCGUAUCUUCUUGCAAUUUCAUCGACUAUUUCAUCAAACUACCCCUUUGGCAUCGAAAUCAACAUUUAAUUAAUGAGCAAUAUUUUAAUGAUAAUAUUUUAAUACUUUCUGUAUCUUAAAUUUACGUUAAUUAUUUUGAAAAUGUAACUAAGUAAUAAUUAUUUUGAAAAUGUAACUAAGUAAUUAUUUUGGGGCCCCAUUUUUGUUUUGACUGUACGAAUACUCAACUAAUACUCUUUUAUUAUCUUGUUUAAAUAAAUAUGUUUUGUUAUGGCUGACCCGAUAUCAGUGUGUAUUUUAUGUUGCAAUUACCUAACGUUUUUAUUUAAUUUCUUAUUUAUAUAAAUUCUUAACAGGUUAUCUACUUUUGUUCGGUAGUUUUCCCAGUCGGCAUAUUUCCUCUCUACUCAUUAUUUAUUUAAUACAACAAAGUGCCGUGCCAUUGAGCCUAAGGUCCUGGAGUCUUCCGUCGUGAUUUGCCUUGGUGAGGUUUGGUAAACCGAACCAAGAGUAAAUUAACGCCUCAAAAAGAUGGUAGCAGAGCUGGUGGUUCUGGCAUGUUGCUUUGUUGUGUUUCUUGUGCAUGUGUAGGAUAUUUUAUUUUCCUUGCAUGUGUCCCUGCCUCAGAGUUUUGCAUGGCUUGGAGAUAGCAAUAGUUUGUUUUGUUAAUUUGGUCUUGGUAUAAGUUUUGUAAGUUAUUUGUUUAUCAUGACGUCUACUAUUGUGCCUGAGUUCUUGUUAAAAGAUGAACUUACUUUUGAGUGUCUUUCACGUGGUCUACCAUGUGAAAACACCACAACUGCCGUUUUGCGUAAAUCUCUGCGCACUGCCCUUCAGAAUAAUGUUUCUGUUGUUAGUGAUAAUUUAAAGGACAUUGACCCUAAUGAGGAAUUUAAUUUGGUCUCAAGUAAAAUCCUUGUGUUACAAGAGUUAGUGACAAAUCUUGUUGACGAUGAGAAUUUUGCGCUUACUUUGCCUAGAGUGAGAAAUAGGUUGAGACAUUUGGAACGACGCGUUCAAUCCCUGUUAGAGUUACAUUCUCUUGUUUUGUCUGAGGUCCAGGUUGCCUCAUUAAAAAAUGUUUUUGCAGAAGUUAAGAAACUACUUGAACUUGUCAGUAAAUCAGAAUUAGAUUUUUCCCUUUUAAGAGACCUGAAUCCUGUGUCAUCCAUGACACAAGUCUGUGACCGUCUUGCUGGGCUAGCAUUGCCCUCUGCCUCUAAGCAGCAUCCUACUACUGCACCUAUUCCAGGUCCUUCUCAUGUGAAUUCCGAUCCUCCUGUGGUUGGUCUACCUAACCUAACCUACACCACGGUGACACCGCCCACGAGUUCAAAUUCUCGUGUCACGUUUAGUAAUGCAUCAUGUGUACCACACCCAGUGACAACACAUAACACUUCAUUGCCCAAUGUUUUUGGUAAAUUGACUCACCCGCUAGAAAAAAUGUUAAAGGAUUUUCCGACCACUGAUGGUCUGCACAUUCCUACCUUUUUGAAUUUUCUCAAGCUUAUCGUCAAACUGAGACAAAGUAAUAGUAUACAUGAAUCUCAGAUUUUAGAGGUUAUAUACCCUUUUACGCUUGGUCCGUUGGCUGAAAGGACACAGUUGGCCAUUACACAAAUGUUUUCGUUUGAUCAGUAUCAUGAAGACAUACUUAGUUUCUUCAUCCCAUCUAGGCUACUGACCCAACUACAGUUGAAUAAUUACAACAGAUUACAAAAGCCAGGUGAACAUCUUGCAGCCUAUGUUUAUGAGGUAAAUGAGGCGGCUGCUAUUUUUCGUUUGCAAGUUAGUGAACAGGAGGUGAUUAACACCAUUUUAGAUGGGCUUACACCUGAUGAACGGUCCAGAUUAGUUUUUCUAACUAGGCCUUGUACAUUUUCUGAAUUGGAUAGGAUGUGCAUUCACUCCCAAAAUGUCCGUUUUGCGGAUCAUCAAAGAAACGGGUCGUUUUCUCAGUAUUCUGGAAAUAAACAAUUCAAGUAUUAUUCUAGCCCGCGUACUGAAAUGCAUCCCAGCCAUAAUACAGUAUUGAGGACCUCAAACUCACGAUUUCAGAAUAAUACACCAAGAAAUCAGAAUCAAACUUAUCAUGGGCCUAUCUGCCAUUUUUGUAAGAAGCCUGGGCAUGUAAUAAAAGAGUGUAGGGAACUAAAACAAAAAAAAAUGCUUAAAGCAGGGAAGUAAAGUGAGCGGCUUCCACUGCAAAACUAAACAAGCCAAUAAUUCUCAAUAAUAUGCUCACCUAUUUCGUCAAAUCAAAUCUGCCUGGCAUUUUCAAAGAAACUUUGGAAUCCAAAUUCCUUAUAAGCGAAACCCAGAUCAUAUUGGUAGUCUUGGUCUUCCUAAUUUUGUGGGUUUAAGUCCUGCCCCUGUUCCUCGUAUACCAGUAAGUUUCAAUAAUUUUGAGGAAGAAGCUCUUGUAGAUUCAGGAUCCACACGUUCCAUUAUUUCAUAUGAUUUGUUUUCUAAGUUAAAAGCAGCUAACCUAGUCAAGUUUGUGGAGAAAGGUGAUUUCAAGUGUUACACUGCAUAUAAUGACGUGUUACCCAUAAUUUGUCGUGCGACUAUCAAGUUGAAAAUUGCACAUUUUACUUGGAUGUUUCCAUGUUUGGUUUCUAAAGAGGUGAUUUUAGAUUUUAUUCUAGGAGCGGAUUUUAUGUCCAAAUCUGGACUUGUCCUAGAUAUGCAAGAAAAGAGUGUUUUUUUUUAAGUUUCAGCCUAACCUUAAAAUACGUUUUGUGGGCACCAAGCAGCAACAUGAUAAACUUGCAGAAAUUAGUACAGAGAGCAACAGUAAUAAAGAACAUGACCCAUUGGAUCAUUUACCUCAUCAACAGCGUAUCGCUAUUAAAAAUUUGUGUGAACAAUUUCCUAAGGUUCUAACCUCAGAAUUAGGGAUUACCAAACUGUUGGAAUACGAAAUCAAACUUAAUGAUAAAAGUUAUGUCAAAAGUCAACCUUACCGUCUUGCACCUCCCCAAAUGAAUCUUUUGAGACAGGAAGUACAACAAUUAUUGGAUAAAGGGGUCAUUGAACAAUCUACUUCACAGUAUGCGAGUCCCGCAUUUUUGGUCCCUAAACCUAAUGGCAAACAAUGUAUGGUUGUAGAUUUUCGUAAGCUUAACCAAAAAAUUGAAAUUGAGUCUGUCCCUUUGCCUGAUUUGCAUUCGGCAUUUUAUUGGUUUUCUAAAGCAAAAUAUUUUACCACCAUUGAUCUAAAUUCAGCAUACCAUCAAAUUCCUUUGAAACAGGAGUCAAAACCAAUUACUAGUUUUUGCGUACCAUGGAAUUUAUACCAAUUUACUCGUGUUCCUUUCGGUCUUGCGACAGGCACACAGGUUCUCACACGAUUAUUGGAUCAGAUUUUUCAUGACAUCAAAUUUAAGUUUGUUUACAACUAUUUGGAUGAUCUGGUGGUAUAUUCCGAAAGUUUCGAGGAACAUUACCAACACCUGAAAGAAGUGCUGUCUCGUUUGGAAAAGGCAGGUUUAACAGUGAAUCCCCAAAAGGUUAAAUUUGCAGUUCAGGAAAUUUCAUUUCUAGGUCACAAAAUUUCUUCUCGAGGCAUUUCCAUUGACCCUGAACGUACCAAAGCAAUUAGAGAUUUUCCACCACCCCGUGAUGUCAAGGGUAUAGCCAGAUUCAUCAGUAUGAUUCAGUUCUUUGGAAAAUUUAUCCCUAAUUUAGCGGAAAAGGCAGUCCCUUUAAAUCACUUACGAAAAAAGAAUGUGAAAUUUGAAUGGGGAGAGGAACAACAAAAGGCAUUUGAAACUUUGAAACGGGAUAUUAUGAGUCCACCUGUUCUCCGCAUGGCAGAUUUUUCAAAACCCUUUAUUUUACAAACUGAUGCUUCUAGUUCAGCCAUAGGCGCAGUUUUGGCACAAGAGUUCGAUGGUGUUAGACACCCUAUUGCAUUUGCAUCCAGAACACUCACUUUUCAGGAGAAGAAAUCAUCAAUUUAUGAAUUAGAAUGUUUGGCUGUUGUUUUUGGUAUCGAUAAAUUCAGACCUUAUUUAGAGCAUGCAGAAUUUUUGUUGGAAAACGAUAACCAAGCAUUAUCGUGGCUUUUGGCUCACCCACAUCAACUAGGCAAAAUUGGUCGUUGGGUUAUGAGAAUUUCUUCACUAAAGUUUAAAGUUCAACAUAUCCGUGGAACACAGAAUGUAGUUGCGGAUACCCUUUCACGCAUGUUUAAUGAUACUCAGGUUGAUAAACCUCUAGAUGAAGCUGCUUGUAAAGUACUCUUAACCGAUUUUCCCUUAGCUUUCAAAAAUAUUCAGGCUCAUCAGCAAGAGGAUGAAGAGCUGCAGAAAAUUGUAACGAGUUUAAGAUCCGGCGUUUCCGAGGGCCCAUAUUUUUUAUCUAAAGGUAUCUUGUAUUCAAGAAUUCGAAAUAACCAGAAACGUAUUGUGCUACCUAAAAUUCUGAAACCAGUUGUAUUUGAAUAUUUUCAUUCCUCGCCUAUUGGCGGACACCUUGGCAUUCAUAAAACUAUAGAGACUAUAAGGAAACAUUUUGUGUGGAAAGGUAUGCACAGUGAAAUUUCAGAACGAGUUAAGAAAUGUAAUCUGUGUGCUUUUAGCAAACCUGCUCAAAAUACCCAUUUGGGAUUAUUGGCUUCAGAGGUCGCUGAACGGCCAAUGCAGACAUUAUUCAUAGAUUUUGUUGGCCCUUUGCCAAGGAGUAAGCAAGGGCAUAAUAUGUUGUUAGUUUGUGUUGACGCCUUUUCCAAAUUUGUUUGGCUUAUUCCACUUCGAAAAGCUGAUGCACCUUC